Messenger RNA from Paramecium octaurelia, 602 nucleotides. The record is from the annotation of a GenBank genome assembly. NCBI's taxonomy places the organism in Eukaryota, Ciliophora, Oligohymenophorea, Peniculida, Parameciidae.
AACUGCUCCCCUGGAUUACCAUAUUUUUCAGUUUCCAAACCCAUCAACAACCCUAAGUAUUAGAUGACUCUCUUUCUCGCCACUCACAAAGCAUGCAAAGCCUGUUGCAUUCAUGAAGUCAUUUUCAAAUAAUUGCUGCAAGAUCUCCCCAAACAAGUGAACUUCCUGAGGAUCGAAUUAGAAGGUAUGUCUCACUACCACUUUUAGAUAACGCCUCCUUCAUAGAACAAUAUCAAAUCAAACGAUUUCCAGCCAUCUUUCUGGAAACCAAAUCUGGACUCAUCUAUCAUUACAACGACCUGCUUCACUAUGAAACCCUCCUCUCCUUCAUCCACUACUACUUGAAUGGAUUGCAAUUCACCCAAUUUCACUCUCUCCAAGACAUCGAGACUGCCAUCAAUAAUUAGCAUAAUUAGCAAUCAUUAUAUGACAUUCANACCGAUGGCAAACCUCAGUCGACUGAAGAGAAGAGGAAAUUGAUAAAGAAAUUAAGCAUGCAUGCUGGAGCUUCUGCCUAUAUGAUGGCCAUGAAGGGUGAUUAUUCGACAUUGCAGAAUGCUUCGGAAGAGAUCCAGAGCAACAAGAGUCUGGAACAACCAUGA